Canis lupus familiaris (dog) is the source of this 4753-nucleotide messenger RNA. RefSeq names its product leucine rich repeat containing 53 (gene LRRC53). The record is from RefSeq and is a predicted model, not a curated record. Lineage: Eukaryota; Metazoa; Chordata; Mammalia; Carnivora; Canidae.
AUGCCGUUAGCCGUGUUUCGGCCUGUAGCAGGCAGUCAGUGGAUGGUCCUGCUCUCUGCCCUCGUGCUGCCGUUGGCUUCAGCUUGUCCUGCCACAUGCGUGGUGAGCACCAGAGCUGUAACCCUCUGUCACCAGCUAACCUAUAUAGUAGGUAACAAAACCAACAACUCUAAAAAAGCAGUGUUAAGUGUGUCUGGCAAACUCGUUGCCACGGCUUUCGUCGUGCUGAGUGCUCUCUGGGCUCAGCCUGAUAGAGGUAAACUCUCAAAGAGCAAGCCUUUCCCGGCGACUCGAUACGGACACCAUUAUUUUAUUCUCCUGCUCAUGGUGGUCUCAACCAAAACUACGUCAGGACCUUCAGAGUACCGAAAACACGUGAACCCUAACCUCCUUGCUCGCUCACCUAGAUUUCCUGACUUCACCACAUUCUUACUUUUUCUGGUCAGAGGUAGCGACGUCUCUAAGAAACAAUCCCGCUCACCCACGCGGCUGGGCCUCUACUCCUCCCUCUCCUCUCCACGACGCCGCAUUCGCGAAGUCACCAUCCCGGCCACUGCCCUGGCCACCGUCCCGGCCACCAUGCUCGGGUCCCUAGCCCAGGCCACCGCCCCGGUCACCGCCCCAGCUGCCGCACUUGGGUCCCCGGCCCAGGCCACCACCCCAGCCACCACCCCAGCUACCACCCUGGCCACUGCCCCACCCACCACCCCGGCCACCACCCUGGCCACCACCCCAGCCACAGCCCCGACCGCCCCACUCAGGUCCCCGGCCCAGGCCACUGCCCUGGCCACCACCCUGGCCACUGCCCCAGCCACCAGCCCAGCCACCGCCCUGGUCACCACCCCGGCCGCCACGCUCGGGUCCCCAGCCCAAGCCACCGUCCCGGCCACAGUCCUGGCCACUGCCCCAGCCGCCGUGCUCGGGUCCCCGGCCCAGGCCGCCACCCCAGCCACUGCACUCGGGUCCCUGGCCCCAGCCACCACCCUGGCUGCUGAGCUCGGGUCCCCGGCCCAGGCCAGGUGCCACCCCGCGCUUUCCAACCUCACCGUGCUGCUGCGGGACACGAGUCCCCGCGUCGCGGGGCAGGAUGUGGCCCUGCUGACACUCCUGGGCUUGGCAGGUACGCUGGGUCCCGGCGCGGCCACCCCCUCCGACGCGGGACAUUCAGGGAUGCAGCCUCGGCGGGCAGGCGGCUGCGGGAGCACCCGGGCCGGGGUCAGGCCGUGGUGUGAGCGGGCGGGCGGGCUGGCCUGGCAGCGGGCUAGGGGCUUCCUGGCUCCGUUCGCCACGGAGAACCGGGACCUUCAUCAUAACACUAGAACUAGGGAUUCGAACGUGAUGGAAAGACUUGGGGUCCUUCCUCGGGGUACCCACAUCCGUGUGCCCCUCUGCGGGACACCAGGAACUAGCGGGCUGCACCAGGCCGGGCCACCUGCUACGGUGCUGGUGCCGCACACUGGUCAGUGCAUGGUGAAAUCCUUUGUGCUUGUGGGUAACCAUGGUGAUGAGAGAACCUUCGAUGAAUCCCUGUGUGCUCAUGAGGCAAGAAAUUACCACGCUAAGGGAUACUGUAACUGCCACUUAGCUCAGGAAAACGAGAUAAAGGUCACGUCCAUUGUGGGGUCCAGAAAGGAAAUGCCACUCUUACAGGAAAACAGCCAUCAAGCAGCCCUGGCCUCUGAGUCCACAGCCCUUGACGGAUCAUUUAGAAACCUGAAAGGGAAAGACCAUGGGGCGGACAGCACUUUCUUCUGCUUUGGUGGCAGACUGCUGCAGUCAGGACGUUCAGAGCCUCCUGGGAAUAUGGCAGCUUUUAAUGAAGCAGGCUUCCUUACAAGAUAUCCAGAGAGAGUUAAAAAGCUAAGGAAUCAUGAGCCUGGGGAAGUCCAACAGCCAACUGUGCCACAGCAUGUAACAAGAACAAUAGAUAUCAACGGUGACACAUUUAGUAGAAGAUAUGCAACAUCCGCUUCAGCGUUGGCAAGAGAAAGUCUUGAAAAGCAUUUAACAAAUGAAUCAUGGCAGCCUCCAAUAGAAAAAAAAGACAAUGGCUUACAACCUCACAGCCUGAGACAUUUUAUUGCAGGCUCAUCAUCCAAGCCUUGUGAGCCUGAGGAACGCUGUGUACAAAAGAUCUUACAAAAACAUAGAUCAAAAUAUGAUGAUCCUUGUGGACUGUUAAAUCGGAGCAGGCCUCCCUAUUUUCAGCCAAACAAUUCUCUUAUCUGUAAAUAUGUGCCCUGUGAUCAAUUUCAAGAUUAUGUGAAAGAAAAGAAGCCAAGUCGUCAAGAACAUUCAAAGGCCAAGAAAGAGAAAAUCCAAAUUAACAGUGCAAUAGAAAAAUUCCUUAUGAGUGAGGACAACUUGGAGCCAUCAAGGUUAUCUACAAAAAUCAAGAGAACAUAUUCCCCCAAGAGGGUUAGCUUCUGUGAUCCUGAUUUAGUAGAAAAAAAUAGCUUGGUGAUGUCAUCCAGAACAUCAACCCGUUGGAAACAGCAGGAAAAUCAAAGUAGCCACCUGACCAAUUUGGAUCUCAGAAAAUGUGGCAAUCCUCAGGAGGGAGACAAAGAAGGAAGAUGGCUUACUGAUCCCCAGAUUCUGAAAAAGAAGAGAACCAAUCAACGUGAUCGCCAAGGGAAAAUUAAAAAACAAAAUUCAAGGAUAAAAUUAAAUCUACACAGUUUUAGAAAAGUCAAAGUCCAUCCAGAAAAAUCCUUGCCAGGACUCCAAAAGAAAUGCAGACAAGUAUUGUUACCGCCUAGUAAAUUAUCUAAGGCUUCUCAGAGAGAAGCCAAUACAAACCUUGUGUCCUCUGCAGAUUUUCGCCAACGGCCAGAGGGUAACUCUGUCAAACUCACUUCAAAGAGUGUGUCUCUCAAACGUGCUCCAAAGCAGACCUCAUAUUACCAAGAAAACACUAAAAACAUUGCUCUGCUCUGUGCUAAUGGCUUACCUGCAGUCAACCAGAGCUCCAGGGAAGGCAACUGUCACCCGACUGGCCUCAUUCCCGGUAGCGGUGCACCGACACUGCCUCUGCCCACACCCAUCAUAGCUGAACACGGACAUUCAGCCUCUCAGUUUUCAUCUGAGCAAAUGGAAGGUGCACCUUCCCUUGCAUUGGAGGUGCCUAGGUGUUUACCAGCUACUUGGGAAAAUAGAGGCAGUGAUGUUUUACCACCCAGCAGUUCCAGGGGGGCUACUGACCAAGGGGCUGCAGAGCCCAUGAAGCCCAUGAAGCCCACGAAGCCCAUGGAGCAGGACAAACCAAUGACCAUUGAGCCAAAUCAGUUUUCUUUGUCCCUGGGGAAUCAAACACAGCUUGCAGUUGGCAACAAGACUGACACCUACAAGGAACACACUUUAGAUCAAAAAGAAACUUUCAAACAUGUAGAACAACAUCCUAGGCAUGAACAAUUUGGAAAUGAGGAGGAAACGCUAAUGACCAAACAGAAAAUAUCACGUCAGAUUGUAGAGAGUUGUAUCGUGGAUGAGGGAAAUGACGUAGGAACAAAACUUCCUCAAGCAGAAACUAACGAUUCCCUUCUCCUUUGCUCUGAGGCACAAGCCAACGGUGACCUACCACUGAUGAAGGCAAAUGCUGUUCCAUUCCAAAAUAGGACAGAGAUUCCCAAAGAAAUGAGUACUUCUCUUAAGACCCAAGCCAUCUGGAAUCUAACCGAUAGAGGCAAAAAAGAAACUGGUGGCUCGAAUGCGUUGCCCAGAGGUGGUGGCAGUGAAACACCAUGUAUGAGGAAAAUAUUAGGGAAAGAAGAGAAGAAAGUCCUUGAUGAAAACAAGGCGGAUUCUAGUACAGUAAUGAGAACUGCACAGGUGACCUUAAAAGGCAGCACAAAAGAAAUGCAGCAAACUUGGGAAAAUGGACAAAGGGAAAAGCAUACGUUGUAUGAUCCAAGCUCUGUUGAGGCCACUAUUACAGUUAAGGAUUUGGGUAUUCCGCGUUCCCCUGAGGCUGAACAUAGACCUACUUGUGGUGAAACAGAUCUUUGAUUUAACAGUACUAUGCAAGUUUUGGGCGAAUUUCGCAAUAUGCAACCAGAUAAAAGUGGCAGUACGCAUAAAGAAGGUGGGACAGUGGAGACGCGUGAACUGCUUUCCUCCUUACUGGAGUUAAAAGACAUUAGUUUUGUGACAAAAAAUAGGGUGCCUCUAAUGCCUAGAAGACUAGAUGAAGCUGAAAACGCUGCCCCACCUACGCAGUAGCCCCCAUCUGCUGAUGAUGCUAACCCACCACCUUUAGAGGCAGAACUCAACUAAUAAUCACUUUCUACUGGAGCUUCCUUUGAAAGGACACAGGGGCACCCUCUGGUCUUUACAGGCAUCCCAAAUGUAGUACUUUGGAGGCACAUUUCUCAGUAGCUUUUUGUUAUCAAUGCAAUAAAAGUGCAUGAUGGAAUGCGAUGGGAAAAUCAAAGAUGGAGCCGCAAGAUGUGUUUGACACAAUUAAUUGAGUUUGCUUCUCCAAGGAAUGAAAAAAAAAAAUAGGAAAGUAAAGUUUUGCCCGGUCUUGGAAAAAGAAAGCAAACGAUAAAGAAAAGGGGGCGGGGGGAGCCUUAAGCAAAUAAAAGAUUAAAUAAGAAAAAAGUACUUGAACAGAUUUGCACUUGAUGUUUAUUUUAUGGAAAUUACUACACACAUCUCAAUUAGUGGUGUUACAAUAUUGCUUUCUACACAGAUGAUUAUAUAUUCAUAUUUGUGCCUGAUCUGUUUUCCUAAUUAUGGUUUGAAAAUAAAA